Messenger RNA from Sorghum bicolor (sorghum), 2252 nucleotides. Its product is annotated as probable E3 ubiquitin-protein ligase XBOS35. Lineage: Eukaryota; Viridiplantae; Streptophyta; Magnoliopsida; Poales; Poaceae. Gene Ontology annotation, molecular function: protein binding; chloroplast targeting sequence receptor activity. The transcript has 11 exons. Gene Ontology annotation, cellular component: nucleus; chloroplast outer membrane; cytoplasm. Gene Ontology annotation, biological process: protein targeting to chloroplast. The record is from RefSeq and is a predicted model, not a curated record. Bases 611 to 2062 code for a protein of 483 amino acids.
AUUUAACGCUAGACAUCCCCUUUUCUAGCUUCGGGUUAAAUGCUAGUAUGAUCCGGGCUCGAUUUUAAUCGUGGAAUGCGCCUUUCUUCCCCCAUCAAAUGCCAACAAAAGGGAAUGUUUGUACUGAUUCGCGUUUGCCGUUUGCCGUUCCUGCUUGCUUUUUCUUCGCUUGUCCAAGGUCAAUCUACGAGCUCAAUGCCGGCGCUGGUAGUUGUGCCAUUCCUCCUCGGGCCGAUGGGGCCGACGGCCGUUGGGCUCCUGCCUGAGAGAGACAGGGGAGACAGCGACGCGUCUCUGCUGCUGUUUCUUCUACCACCAUUACUGCGCCCCCCCGCCUCCGUCUGACCAUAUCGCCUUGCAGUCUGCAGAAUAGUAGGAGAACUAAUAAUUGCAGUUAAAAAAAAAAGAGAGAGAGGGGAUUGUUUAGCUCGUCAGAUCCUGCCGCUUACCAUUUCUUGGAUCAGUUGGGGAGGAUGGUGUCUUCGUUUCGAUCCUUUUUCUUCCUAGUCAAUUUGGGGCAGUUUGUUUACCAUACAAAGGUGGCAUCUUCUGCUCUUUGAUCUAAUAUGUGGAUCCAGUGCCAAAUUGGAUCGAUUGAGGUCCAAGCACCAUGGGGCUCUUAGGUAUGAUGGGCGACUCGUUUGGUUGCUCGGCGACCGGGGAGCGACUUGUCUCUGCUGCAAGAGAUGGAGACAUCCAGGAGGCUAGAGCCCUCUUGGAACUCAAUCCCCGCCUUGCACGGUACUCGACUUUCGGGAUCCGGAACUCGCCUCUCCAUUACUCGGCAGCAAAGGGCCACCAUGAGAUUGUCUCCCUCCUAAUCGAAUCCGGCGUUAAUAUUAACCUUAGAAAUUGCAGAGGACAGACUGCUCUGAUGCAAGCUUGUCUAUAUGGUCACUGGAAAGUUGUACAGAUUCUAGUUCUUUUUAAAGCUAAUAUUCACAGGAGAGAUUGUUUUAGUGGCGCGACCGCUAUUCAUUUUGCCGCCCUAAAAGGUCAUACUCGGUGCAUUCGGCUUCUUGUGGCUGAUUACGUGCCUAGUUUGUCAGAGUUUUGGACCAUUAUGCGUGCAAAGUCCAAAGAUCAAAUGAAAAAGGAUGCCUUUGAUGCCGUGGCUCUCCAGAGACUAGUUAAUGGAAAGUCGGAUGGUGGCGUCACCCCGCUUCACUUGGCAGCCCUUCAUGGGCAUGCUGAGAGUGUGCAGCUGCUGUUAGACCUUGGAGCCUCCGUCUCUGAGGUUACUGUCAAUGAUGGUUCAACUAUUGACCUCAUUGGUUCAGGGAGCACACCCCUCCAUUACGCGGCAUGUGGUGGAAGUGCUGUUUGCUGCCAACUUCUCAUUGCAGCAGGAGCAAACAUGGGAGCUCAAAAUGCUAAUGGGUUGACUCCUUUAUUGGUGGCUCGUUCGUGGCACAAAACUAGUAUUGAAGGUAUUCUAAGCAAGCAACCAGAAAAUCGAAUGCGUAUUCUUCCUUCACCAUACCUUUGUCUACCACUGAUGAGCAUUGUCAAAAUUGCCCGGGAAUGUGGAUGGAGGAAAACUUCUGCCUCAUCCACUUGUCAGGAUCCAUGUGUCAUAUGUUUGGAGGUGGAAUGCACUGUAGCUGCAGAAGGUUGCGGCCAUGAGUUUUGCACCAAAUGUGCACUCUACUUGUGCUCCACCACUAGCAGCUCAACAUCCAUCCGCGGAGUUCCUGGCUCCAUAUCCUGCCCUUUGUGUCGGCAUGCCAUUGUCUCCUUCAUGAGGCUCACCAGCACUACCCCAAUAAAGGAGCUUCCAUGGACAAGUGCAUCGCUAGCUCUAUGUGCAGCAGGCGCAAGCACUGGUCCUGAUCAUGGCAGGUCCUUGCAGCGACGGAGUGAUAUGCGUCGGUUGCGCUCGUCCUCAGUUCAGCUGGGAUGCUCUUCUUUUAUAUCCAUUGGCUCUGGGAAGCUGUCAUCCAUAAAGCUGAACUGCACAGGAGCUGAAGAGGCAGUGCCUUGCCUCGUCAGCUGCCUGAGGCCUGAUGUGCAGCGUUCAUCGUCAUACAGGGAAAGAAUUAGGAGAUAUUCGGAGUUUUGAAAAGAUGCCUUGUUGGUUUUGUGCCGUUCUUCCUGUGAGUUUUUAGGGUUUGGGAAUUUAAACUUGUGCAGUGUAUGUUCAAGGUUCUCUUGGUUUGUUUCCUUGUUAUGUAAUAUGAUGCAGUUCUUGUUGUGAAGAUCUGUUUGUGUACAUGGCCCGUGUUCAUUACUUAUAUGUGAAGUAUAUACCA